UCGCUAGUGUCACUUCAUUCUCUUAAACCUACUUUGCUCGUUUUGAGUUAAGUAGCAUGUAGCAAGUGUAGGCUACUAUUUACGAUGUUGUGUAUUUUACUAUGAAUAUAGAAAAACUAUAGUAAAUGGUUUAAGGUUCCUGUGGACACCUGACUGGACCUCCAGGGAUUUAAUAACAUGGACGCAUUUGUAACCUGACGCAACACAAUUCACUGCCUGCUAAUGGCUAACUUAUACAUGCAGCCAAUAAUGUAGUAGAACAUGUGCUAGACUGAGAGCAAUGUUCCAACCUUACAGGGCAAUCAUUUAUAGCGUAGGUACAGCUUAAAUUAAGCUUGUUAUAUUAUACUACCUCAUUUUCCUCUUGUUACGAGCCGCAGAGGACCGGAAGCAAAUUCCUUCAAAAUAACAGUAAGUGUAAAGAAGUAAUUCAAAUAAUCCUAUUUGGAAUCAUUUCUGCCAAAUUCUGAGUGAUCUUAAAAUACCAUAUAAUGAUUCUGGCAGUAUGUAUUUAUUAUGUGUUUUUCUGAAUGUAAGGCCUCAUUUAAAUUUUGACCAGAUGUCCUACAUUUGAGUCUAGUUGCUAAUCACCCUGAGUUUUAUUUUGAAAAGCCAGUUUUUGUAGUUAUCUGGGAUAGUAUACCACUGAUAGUACUUGUCAUAACUCCCUGUAACUUUGCCUUGAUAAUCAGCAUGGGCAUCAAAAUAAGUGUGAGCUGCACUGUGUUGUUUGUCCUACUGGAUAUUGUCAUCAGCACUGUCCUAUACACACAUGGAUCACACUUGAUCAUAUUCAGAAAGGAUGUCCUGGACUUUAACAUCCUCCAGUCAGUGUUGGACCUCUGGGGGACUGUGCUGCUCCGAGCCUCCCUUCUGCUGGGAGCCUCCAUAGGUGUAUCAUGGAACAAGGAGGACGGCCCACCAAGGGUCGUUACACUCACCACCCUCAUUCUCCUCAUCUGCCUGGUCAUCAUCACCUAUGCCCUGGCCAAGCUGCUGAUGCUGUCUGAAGUGGAGCCUCUGACACACCAGCCCUGGCUCCUGAGCCUGAUAUGCUGGACUUGUGCCUCCUCUCUGGGAGUCAUGCUGCUCUGGAGCCUGCUGGGGAAGCAGUCCGUCUCAGUGAGCGCUCACGACAGCGGCACCAGCAGCACCAGCAACAGAGGCGGAGGAGACUCUGAGGACACUGAGAAGCUGGUGGGGACAGGUGGUGAGGAGGAGCGGGGUGUGGGGUGUGAGAGGAAGAAGCAGAAGGAGGAGGGAAUCCAGGAGAAGGAGAAGACCAGCUCUGGGGCAACACUGGGACGUUUGCUAACCUUCUGCAAGAAGGAUGGUGGACUGGUGUCUGUAGCUGUCCUCUUCCUCCUCAUCUCUGCUGUGUGUGAAGCCUUCAUACCGUACUACUAUGGGAAGGCCAUAGACAGCAUUGUGGUUCACAAGAGCAUGGAGUACUUUGCUAAACCGGUCAUUACAGUGGCAGUGCUGGCCUUAGCCAGUUCACUUGCAAUGGGAGUGCGUGGAGGAGUCUUCACCAUGACAUUUGCUCGAUUAAACCUUCGGCUCAGGAACCAUCUCUUCAGAACUCUGAUGAGGCAGGAAAUUGCCUUUUUUGAUGACAACCACACAGGUGACAUCAUUUCACGUCUGUCAGCUGACACCACCCAAGUGAGUGAUCUCAUCUCCCAGAAUGUCAACAUCUUUCUGAGGAGCACCAUCAAGGGUGCUGGCUUCUUCAUCUUCAUGUUUGGGAUGUCCUGGAAGCUCACACUGGUGACCAUCAUGGGAUUCCCUUUCAUUGCCGUCGUCUCUACACUUUACGGACAAUACUACAAGAAACUGACCAAAGAAGUGCAAACAACUCUUGCAGAGGCCAACAAAGUUGCAGAAGAAACCAUUUCAGCCAUGAGGACGGUGCGGAGCUUUGCCAACGAGUGUGGGGAGGCUGACUCCUACUAUGCCAAACUCUUAGUCAUGUUCCAGCUCAACAAAAAGCAAGCCCUGGCCUAUGCUUGCUACAUGUGGUCCAGUUGUAUUUCAGAGCUCGCUCUGGAGGUUGCUAUCCUCUACUAUGGGGGUCACCUUGUGGUUACUGGUCAGAUGAGCAGUGGUGCCUUGAUAUCUUUUUUCAUAUACAUGCUCGAGCUGGGAGAAUGUCUGGAGAGCAUUGCGUCGGUGUACACAGGCCUCAUGCAGGGUGUGGGAGCAGCUGAGAAGGUUUUUGAGUAUCUAGACAGGGAACCCAAACACCGAGCUGAUGGUACAGAGGUUCCAGACACAUGUACCGGUCUAGUUGAAUUUAAAGACAUCACGUUUGCCUACCCGACACGCCCUGAGAUUGAUAUCCUCAAGGGAGUGUCAUUCACCCUGCGGCCAGGAGAGGUCACAGCCCUCGUGGGACCCUCAGGCAGUGGAAAGAGCUCCUGUGUGAGUCUGCUGGAAAACUUCUACCUUCCUCAACAAGGCCAAGUGCUGCUGGAUGGAAAACCUGUUCACACCUUCCAGCACGACUACCUCCACUCCAAGGUAGCUCUAGUGGGCCAAGAGCCUGUACUCUUUGCCCGGACGGUCGAGGAAAACAUCACGUAUGGCCUGAGUGACGUCCCCAUGGAGGCUGUGGUGCAGGCUGCCACCAAGGCUAACGCUCAUGACUUUAUCACCACCCUCCCCAAAGGCUAUGAGACAAGUGUUGGAGAGAAGGGCACCCAGUUGUCAGGGGGACAGAAACAAAGGGUGGCCAUAGCAAGAGCUCUCAUCCGCAACCCACGUGUUCUUAUCCUAGAUGAGGCAACCAGCGCUCUGGAUGCAGAAAGUGAGCACAUUGUUCAGCAGGCUCUGAACAACAUCAUACGGGAGCACACGGUGCUGGUGAUCGCCCAUCGGCUCAGCACAGUGGAGAAAGCAGACAACAUCAUUGUGAUCGACAGGGGCCGUGUGGCUGAACAGGGCCCUCACAGUCAGCUGAUGGCCAGUGGGGGGCUCUACUGCAAGCUGGUGCAGAGGCAGGUCCUGGGCAUAGAGACAGGGGCGGAGGUCCUAAACCCAUCAGAAAACCUCCCUUGGAAGUCUGACGGAGGGCGUCAGCAGAGAAGACAAAGCAGCAGCGCCAGCGAGUCUGAGUGCAAUGUUCGCUACUGAGAAUCAGCAACAGCAGCUUGUUGAAAUGGGAGUGGACUGCUGCUAAAACCCUAUACUGUAGAAGGUAUUUUAUGCAGAUUCUGUAUCUUAGACAGAAUAUAGACCACAGAGCACUCAAAAUGCUCCAGUGAAAUCCAGAACCUUGAUAUAUUUUAAUGAGGAAUUUGAUGAAAUGAUCAUGUCAGAAUCAGUUCAGGUAAAGAUCCGCUUACAGACGAACUGAGUAGCAUAAUUAAGUUAUAAUAGAGUCAAAUGUAUCAAAACAUAUCAUAUCAAGGCUGACCCUUGAUUUGAGUUUGCCAUUGGAGAUAAAACUUGAAUGAGUGGUCAAUAUGACUAUUAACUGAUUGAUGUACUGUAUAAGAUUGUGUGUGUUUUUACUUUUUAAUACCUCAUCAUCACACUCCAGACAGAACUUGUUUUAUCUAAGUCUUCCACAGGGUUUGUUUUUGCUUUUGUAUUGGUUUUGCUGUAGCAGGUGUGGAAAUGCUUGGUUUUUCUUUUCCAGGUGGAUAAAUGAUAUUAUUUGUAAGUAAGCAGCGUGGUGACUGCAAAGAAAAGACAGGUGCCUUUGGCUGUGGAACUGAAUGCACUACAGAGAUCUAUGAUUGUCAGUGAUAAAGAAAGAAAGCAAUUAAUGACACUACUUGUACAUAAUGUAACUGUAUCAACCACUGUAAAUGAACAAUCUGUG
Molecule: messenger RNA, 3829 nt
Organism: Seriola dumerili (greater amberjack)
Lineage: Eukaryota; Metazoa; Chordata; Actinopteri; Carangiformes; Carangidae
Gene: abcb9
Product: ATP binding cassette subfamily B member 9
Exons: 11
Coding region: 694-3135 (813 amino acids)
Biological process (GO): peptide transport; transmembrane transport
Cellular component (GO): lysosomal membrane
Molecular function (GO): ABC-type oligopeptide transporter activity; ATP hydrolysis activity; ATP binding
Source: RefSeq, a predicted model, not a curated record